This is a messenger RNA of Alosa sapidissima (American shad), 5657 nucleotides long. It is a transcript of the gene csde1, whose product is annotated as cold shock domain containing E1, RNA-binding. Gene Ontology annotation, molecular function: nucleic acid binding. Bases 1131 to 3776 code for a protein of 881 amino acids. The transcript has 24 exons. Lineage: Eukaryota; Metazoa; Chordata; Actinopteri; Clupeiformes; Clupeidae. The record is from RefSeq and is a predicted model, not a curated record.
CAUUAAACAAACCACCGAUAUCCAGGAAUAUUACUAGAAUGAAUCCAGGAAUGCAAACGCACAUUGGAAAUAUCGCGAGACGUCGCAGCUUCUCUCACUACGUAAUGUGCCGUGCUGCUUAUGGCGGCGCUGGUGACAGUGCUGAAAGCUGUUGGGUAUGAAGUGAAACAGAACUGAUUUUUGUACCACCUGAAACUGCUACUUCAAGUUCAGAUCACACCGAAGUAACAAUUCAAGGAAAAAACAUCCCAAAAGUUAGUAAAUCAACUGGUGCAACGAAACUCCGAAGACUAAGGAUAACAACUUCACUUCAAUAGAAACGGGGGAAAAACCGACGCAACCAGACUAAGUAACCAAAGAUCUGUGAGCCCAACUGAAACAAGAAAUUGAAGAAGACAACGAAGACAAAAAAAAAUAACAACGAACCUAAGCCACAGACGACAACCAACAAAAAGCGACCUGCAAAGACAAUACUUGAUCUGAGACAAGAAGUUUGUGCCUACUCAACAGCUUUGACAAAGCACACGUCCCAACGCUGCUUCAAGCCCUUCUCAUCCUCACCGCACCUCUCUCAUCCGGGGUGCGGAGAGGGCUGCUGUCUGCUCGUUUUAUCUUUUCGUUACCUCCUCCUGUCCCUUCCUCAUCUGUUCUCUCUCUGUACUAGAUCUGUUUCUUUUGCUGUGGGAAGCGUAGCGGCUGUCCUCACAUUUGGCCUUUAUAUAUUUUCCUUUUUAAUUCCUCAACUUCUUUUUUUGUCUCUUUUUUUUUUUUUUGUUGUUGUUGCUUUUGCAACUUUUUUUUGAACACGUGCCAGAAAACUUGACAUAAGCGAGUGUGUGUGCGCGUGUGCGUGUUUGUGAACAGAAAGUCUGCAAUAGCAGUGCCACGGUUGGUGUCCCAAGACAGAACAACACAACGAGACCUCAAGAAAUCCAGAGGUGUGGCCUUGGCUGGUCAGUUGAAAAAAAAAAAAAAAAAAAAAAACUAACCUAUUGAAAUUUUUAGAGAAAGAGUGAAAAAAAAAUCACGUCUUGGGGUACCCUUAACGAACAAGCCAUCCACUUAAAGCAAAAAAAAAAAAAAAAAAAAAUCAACUGAAAGGUGGAGAGACCAGAAUUUAAUGGAACAAUAUGGGCAGUCCUUGGAAAGGCUUUGUUGAGUUUACCUUGCCUGCGUCUCCACCCACUGCGUUUGUUAGUGCCGACCUGAGCAACUCCCCCGUCGGACUCAGCCUGUCCCCGUAUGGCCGAUCCAUGAGCUUUGAUCCGAGCUUGCUUCACAACAAUGGCCACACUGCCUUUGCUAAUGGCUCAGGGGUGGGCAUGCGGGAGACCGGGGUAGUGGAGAAGCUGUUGACAUCCUACGGCUUCAUCCAGUGCUCUGAGCGCCAGGCCCGGCUAUUCUUCCACUGCUCCCAGUAUAACGGCAACCUACAGGAACUUAAGAUAGGAGAUGAUGUGGAGUUUGAGGUGUCGCUUGACAAGCGCACCGGCAAGCCCAUAGCUGUGAAGUUGGUAAAGAUCAAGCCUGAGGUGCUGCCUGAGGAGCGCAUCUCUGGGCAGGUGGGGCCUGACUUGCACGCCUCUCCCAUUACUAAGCUGCAUGGUUAUAUACAUCCAGUAGUCUCAGCCAUACCAACUCAUCUGGAUGGGAAGUCUGCACCAGGUCAGAUGCCCACUGGUAGUGUGUGCUAUGAGCGAAAUGGGGAGGUUUUUUACCUGACAUACACACCUGACGAUGUGGAAGGAAACAUACACCUUGACACUGGAGACAAAGUCAGCUUUUACAUGGAGACUAAUAAACAUACCGGCGCAGUCAGCGCUCGAAACAUUGUUCUGGUCAAGAAGAAACAAAUGAGGUGCCAGGGAGUGGUCUGUGCUACUAAGGAGGCGUUUGGUUUUAUCGAGCGUGGAGACGUGGUGAAGGAGAUCUUCUUCCACUACAGCGAGUUCAAGGGAGACCUUGAAGCACUGCAAGCUGGGGAUGAUGUGGAAUUUACCAUUAAAGAGAGAAAUGGCAAGGAGGUGGCCACCGACGUGAGACUGCUCCCUCAGGGAACGGUUAUCUUUGAGGACAUCAGCAUAGAGCACUUUGAUGGAACUGUCGCCAAAGUCAUACCGAAGGUCCCUACCAAGAAUCAGAAUGAUCCAUUGCCUGGACGUAUUAGUGCUAGGGUCAACUUCACUGAAAAGGAGCUUCCGUUUGGUGAGAAGGACACCAAGUCCAAGGUGACCCUUCUGGAUGGCGAUCAUGUGCGUUUCAACAUCUCUGUGGACCGCAGAGACAAGCUGGAAAGAGCCACCAACAUUGAGAUCCUCCCCGAUACCUUCCAUUUUACUAAGGAGUCAAGAGAGAUGGGUGUGAUCGCUGCCAUGCGGGACGGCUUUGGCUUCAUCAAGUGUGUGGACCGGGACGCUCGGAUGUUCUUUCACUUCAGCGAGGUGUUGGAAGAGAGCCCGUUGCACAUCUCUGACGAAGUGGAGUUCACCGUUGUGCCCGAAGAGGUCAGGCCAGGCAGUGAGGAGCUUGCAGAUAAGGACAUGUUGUCUGCCCAGCGGAACCAUGCCGUGCGGAUCAAGAAGCUGCCCAAGGGAACCGUGUCCUUUCACGUCCAAUCGGAGCAGCGCUUUGUGGGCCAGGUGGAGAAGGAGGCCAUGCCGGCCUCAUCCGCCGCCAAUAAGAACGCCAGCCCCAGCAAGGCUAAGGAGAAGAAAAAAGACAAGGGUAAAGUAGACAAGGAUACUGAAGAAGGUAUUAUCGGUUAUGAAGACUGCGGUGUGAAGCUGACCGUAGCAUACUUUAUCAAAGACCUGGAGGGAGCUGCAAUCCCUCAGCAAGGAGACAAGGUGGAGUUUAGUAUUAGUGAAGUGAAGCGAACUGGUCUGCAAAGCGCCGUCUCCAUCAAGAUUCUCAACCGCUCGGUCAACUCCAAGAGACUGCUCGGUUACGUCGCCACCCUAAAGGACAACUUCGGCUUCAUUGAGACGGCCAAUCAUGACCAGGAGAUUUUCUUUCAUUACAGUGAGAUGUGUGGCGACGUGGAUAGCUUGGAACUGGGCGAUACGGUGGAAUACACACUGUCCAAGGGAAAAGGAAACAAAGUUAGCGCCGAGAAGGUCACCAAAGUGGCUCCUGUUAACAGUAUUGGGGAGGACGUGGGGACAACAGUGUUACUGGGUAAAGUGACUCGCCCCUUGCGAAGUGUGGACCCAUCUCAGACUGAGUACCAGGGGCUUAUUGAGGUCACUGAGGAAGGCACUAAGGGGCAAAGCUAUCCGUUUGGCAUCGUUAGCAUGACCAGCAAAGCCGACUGCCUGCAGAAAGGGGAGAUGGUGAAGUUCCAGCUCUGCACAGUGGCCCAGACCGGGCAGAAGAUGGCCUGCCACAUCGUUCCUCAGCGCCUAGCUCUAGUGGAGAGUGUUAAAGAUCAGUUUGGCUUCAUCACGUAUGAGGUCGGCGAGAGCAAGAAGCUCUUCUUCCACGUGAAGGAGGUGCAAGACGGCCUUGAGCUGCAGGCGGGAGACGAGGUGGAGUUCUCGGUCAUCCUCAACCAGCGCACCGGCAAGUGUAGUGCCUGCAACGUGCGCAGAGUCAGUGAGGGCCCCAAACCAGUGGCCACGCCCCGCCCUGAGCGCCUGGUAAACCGCCUGAAGAGCAUCACUCUGGACGACACCAGUGCCCCACGUUUAGUCAUCGUUAGGCAACCCCGUGGACCUGACAAUUCAAAGGGCUUCAGUGUUGAGAGGAAGCCACGUCAGCCUGGUGUCAUCGACUGAGGACUGUUUUCCCCGCCCCUACUUACCUUUUCCAACCAAUAUCAUUGGAGAGGAGCAAUCGGGCUAAGGACAGGGUUUGGGUUGGCAGUCAUUUAUAUAUAGUGUCUGUGUGCAUAUACCCUCUCUCUUUCUCACACUCACACAUGCACAUGCAGACUUCCAUACACACAUGCACACACAUGCACACCAGCCUGACAUUUUGCAGACACACACCAGCCUGACAUUUUGCAGACACACACUACAGAUGCUUGGCAUAUUGGCAUGCAUAACACCUGUCCCUGUCCAGUCAUUGGAGCUCAGUCCUCUCCAUCCCCCCCCCUCAAAAUUCUUUAGCCUUCCCUCUCUUAUGUGUGGUCUACUAGCAAACUGCAGAGCUUAUUACUGUGCUCUAAUGGAGAUUCAGUUUCAUGUGUGUAUGUAUAUGUGUGCACGUGUGUGUGUGUGCACGUGUGUGUGUGUGCACGUGUGUGUGUGUGUGCGCGCGCACGUGUGUUUGAGUGUUUUUGGGUGUGAGUGUGUCUGUGUGAGUGAAUUGUGGACAUGGUGUUUUAGAAAUGUUAAUGAGAGGGGUGAGAAAUGUGAAUGGAGACCUGUCUCGUGAGACGAACGAACGAACAAACAAACUAAACGAAAGCAAGACAAACUGCUCUGCCUGGGGUUUUGCUCCCUCUGUGAUUUCUGGGUGAUGUAGUCUCCUCUGGUGAUGUGUUCUUCUCAACCUAAACUCAUCUGAUUCCAUGUGUGGAAAUCUGCACCUGCUUAAACCUGUCAGUUUUAUGUGCGCGUGUAUGUGUUUGAUAAAGAUAAAGAAUCAUCCUUUUUCUCUUUCUCUUUUUUUUUCUAUACAUUUUUUUUUCACCUGUAACUAAUAUCCCAUAUUUGGGUGUUUUUCAUAGAUCAAUCAAAGCAAAGCGAUUGUGCGUGAGAUUCUAUGCAUAGGAAGCCGCGUUCUCCCUGCUCAGUUUUUAGAGCAGUUUUUAACACCCCCUUGACCCUCGUCAACUUUGACCCCUGACCUGGAAGCACUGUGUCAUGAGGUCAAUGCUCAUGUUUGUUGUUUUGUAAACAAUGUGAAUGAUUUAUUUUGAUUUAUUAUUAUUAUUAUUAUUAUUAUUAUUAUUAUUAUUAUUAUUAUAUUUUUCCGAUCGUCUCAUUUCAGUUUGGUUUUGAGUUUCUGAUUUUGGUUGGAUUUCUGGAACAUUCUGAUGCCUUUAGGUGUUCCCAGGUUCCCCUAUCCAGACCUUCCUUUCCCAGGUGCAGAAUUCCAAAUGGCAUCUUUUAUUCAUCAGUACUUUUAUACAAUGUACUUUUUUUUUUUUCUUUGCACAUCUUUUGCUUUCUCUGUUCUAUUUAAACUCAAAAUGUCUGCUUAUAAAACAACUAAAGUAAGAAUAAGGUGCCUAAAAUGAUAAACGAAACAACAAAAAAAAAAAUUAGAUAUAUCCUCAAACUCCAGCCAACCGCAAAAAAAUAAUAAAACAAAACAAAAAAACAAUCAUAGGAUGGCUUCUGUUUCCAGUAGAAAUAACACAAGUAUGCACUCUGGUUGGUGAAAAAUAUACUGUAUGUAAUGUGUGCUUUCGCUUAGUGGGAAAUGUAAACAUCACAACAUGACUUUGAUAAUGAGGAAUAACAAAGGAAUGGGUGGCUGAAGAUCAUAUAGAAAAUACACCAAAAUCAUAAGGAUUUCAAUAAGUGUGGUUAAAGAGGCAUUGGUGGGGAUUUGCUGUGCUUCAGAAGACACAUGGAGCUGUCUGUCAGUUGAAUUUAAGCUGGAGAAUGUUGAGCUCCAGUUUAACUGCAUAUGGGGUCUCCCCUAUAUACUUUUGUUAAUGGUCUUGAAUGAAAAAAAAAAUUGAAAUAAACGUUUUAUGAAAAGAA